Molecule: messenger RNA, 1815 nt
Organism: Wallemia mellicola CBS 633.66
Lineage: Eukaryota; Fungi; Basidiomycota; Wallemiomycetes; Wallemiales; Wallemiaceae
Product: phosphoribosylaminoimidazole carboxylase
Exons: 2
Coding region: 45-1775 (576 amino acids)
Biological process (GO): 'de novo' IMP biosynthetic process
Molecular function (GO): metal ion binding; ATP binding; phosphoribosylaminoimidazole carboxylase activity
Source: RefSeq, a predicted model, not a curated record
ACGAGCGCAGAAUUGGUAUAUUAGGUGGUGGCCAGUUAGGUAGAAUGCUCAUACAAGCUGGACAGCUUCUUAAUCUCAAUGUUGUUGUAUUGGAAAACGACAGCAACUCACCAGCGAAACAAGUGACGAACAACAACAGCGAACAUAUUACUGGUUCUUUCAACGACCCAGUAUCUAUUAAAGCACUCGCUGAUAAAGUAGACCUUCUCACCGUCGAAAUUGAGCACGUAAACGUAGAAGUAUUGGAGGAAAUAGAGAAGACAACCAAUGUGAGAGUUUCACCAUCACCAGCGACUAUCAGAACUAUUCAAGAUAAAUACAUUCAAAAGGAGCACCUCAUGAAGCACGCAAUUCCAGUUGCGAAGAGUAUCCCACUCCUUGAACAAUCCCCAGAGGCACUCAAACAGACCGUUGAUAACGAAUUGGCGGGCGUCUAUCCUGUCAUGCUCAAAGCACGUAGACAGGCCUAUGACGGUAAGGGUAACUACCUCGUCAAGUCUCCAGAAGAUGCAGUUCAGGCAGUUGAAACACUUUCCAAAACCGCCGGCAGCGGUGGUCUCUACGUUGAGAAACUCGCACCAUUUGUAGCUGAAAUCGCAGUCAUGGUCGUUAGAUCAGAGAGCGGAAAGGUCGUUGCUUACCCUGCCGUAGAGACUGUACACGAGGAUAGUGUUUGCAGUGUCGUCUUCGCACCUCUCCAAACAAAGGACAGUGGUAUACAACAAAGAGCCCAAGAUGUCGCUAGAAACGCAAUAAGCACAUUCACUGGUGCUGGUGUAUUCGGCGUUGAAAUGUUCCUUCUCGGUGAUGGUCAAAUUCUCUUGAAUGAGAUCGCACCACGUCCACACAACUCAGGUCACUACACAAUUGAAGCCUGUGCUACAUCACAAUACGCAAACCACUUGAGAGCUAUCUUAGAUUUACCGCUCGGUGCGACUGAUUUGGUAGUACCAUAUGCUGGAAUGAUAAACCUUCUCGGCCGCAACGAUGGAAGUGAAGAGGGUGUCCUCAAAUUGGCGAGAAAGGCACUUGAGAUCCCUGGCGCACAUGUACACCUUUAUGGAAAAGCUGGUUGUCGCAAGGGUCGCAAAAUGGGACACAUCACCGUCGUCGGUGAGUCAUCAGCCGCUGUUCACGCACGUAUCGACGAGUUAAGUGCAUUGUUGCCUCCAUCCGACUCACGCGUGAAGGAGAAUCCAUUGGCGCACAUCUCUGCACUCCUCCCAUCACCAUUCAAGAAGGCAAACAAUAAGUCAAGCUCGACGAACCCACUCGUUAGCGUUAUCAUGGGCUCAGAUUCUGACCUUAAAGUAAUGAACGCUGCAGCAGAAAUACUCAAGAAAUUUGAAAUACCAUAUGAACUCACGAUUGUUUCUGCUCACAGGACACCAGACAGGAUGGUAGAGUUCGCAAAGAGCGCUCCAAGCAGAGGUGUGAGGUGUAUUAUCGCAGGUGCGGGUGGUGCAGCCCACUUACCGGGAAUGGUAGCCGCGAUGACACCUCUUCCAGUCAUUGGUGUACCAGUAAAGGGUAGCUCACUUGACGGUGUAGACAGCUUGCACUCAAUCGUCCAGAUGCCCCGCGGUAUCCCUGUCGCAACUGUAGCCAUCAAUGGUGGUCUUAACGCUGGUUUACUCGCUGUAAGGGUUAUCUCAGCUGGUAUGCCUCGCCUCUUGAAUUCUCUCGAUGAAUACAAGCGUGGAUUAGAGGAAGAAGUCUACGCCAAGAUCGACAAAAUCGAAGACGUAGCUUGGGAGAACUAUAAAGGACUCUAAGGAGUAUCGAAUUUGUAUUGAUUUCUUUGUUAUGCAUCUA